Rhinopithecus roxellana (golden snub-nosed monkey) is the source of this 2011-nucleotide messenger RNA. RefSeq names its product synaptotagmin 11 (gene SYT11). The transcript is spliced from 4 exons. Bases 294 to 1589 code for a protein of 431 amino acids. The record is from RefSeq and is a predicted model, not a curated record. Lineage: Eukaryota; Metazoa; Chordata; Mammalia; Primates; Cercopithecidae. Gene Ontology annotation, biological process: cellular response to calcium ion; regulation of dopamine secretion; vesicle fusion. Gene Ontology annotation, cellular component: synapse; axon; membrane. Gene Ontology annotation, molecular function: calcium-dependent phospholipid binding; SNARE binding; clathrin binding.
UCGGACAGAGGCGGAGUCUUCUUCCGAGGACCAUUCGGAAGAAGGCGGAGCCUACCUCGCAUCAGGACCAGUCUGACUGCACCUGCAUCCUUAGCUCAGAGCAUCCCCGGAGCAUCGUUAAGAGCCGAGCGCAGCUGACAACUAGGGGCCGGACCGUCGCAGGAGGCGUCCGCUGGAUACCUUCCCCCUUCCCUGACCUAGAGCUCUACAGCUGCGGCCUCGGUACUGACCGAGGGUUCCCAGAGUUGUCUCACCAUUGCUAAAACAUUAUAGCAACAGCCUCUGAUUACGACAUGGCUGAGAUCACCAAUAUCCGACCUAGCUUUGAUGUGUCACCGGUGGUGGCCGGCCUCAUUGGGGCCUCUGUGCUGGUGGUGUGUGUCUCGGUGACCGUCUUUGUCUGGUCAUGCUGCCACCAGCAGGCAGAGAAGAAGCACAAGAACCCACCAUACAAGUUUAUUCACAUGCUCAAAGGCAUCAGCAUAUACCCAGAGACCCUCAGCAACAAGAAGAAAAUCAUCAAAGUGCGGAGAGACAAAGAUGGUCCUGGGAGGGAAGGUGGACAUAGGAACCUGUUGGUGGACGCAGCAGAGGCUGGCCUGCUAAGCCAAGACAAAAGUCCCAGGGGGCCUAGCUCUGGAUCUUGUAUAGACCAAUUACCCAUCAAAAUGGACUAUGGGGAAGAACUAAGGAGCCCUAUUACAAGCCUGACCCCCGGGGAGAGCAAAACCACCUCUCCAUCAUCUCCGGAGGAGGAUGUCAUGCUAGGAUCCCUCACCUUCUCAGUGGACUAUAACUUCCCGAAAAAAGCCCUGGUGGUGACAAUCCAGGAGGCCCAUGGGCUGCCAGUGAUGGAUGACCAGACCCAGGGAUCUGACCCCUACAUCAAAAUGACCAUCCUUCCUGACAAGCGGCAUCGGGUGAAGACCAGAGUGCUGCGGAAGACCCUGGACCCUGUGUUUGACGAGACCUUCACCUUCUAUGGCAUCCCCUACAGCCAGCUGCAAGACCUGGUGCUGCACUUCCUCGUCCUCAGCUUUGACCGCUUCUCUCGGGAUGAUGUCAUCGGUGAGGUCAUGGUGCCACUGGCAGGGGUGGACCCCAGCACAGGCAAGGUACAACUGACCAGGGACAUCAUCAAAAGGAACAUCCAGAAGUGCAUCAGCAGAGGGGAGCUCCAGGUGUCUCUGUCAUAUCAGCCUGUGGCACAGAGAAUGACAGUGGUGGUCCUCAAAGCCAGACACUUGCCGAAGAUGGAUAUCACCGGUCUCUCAGGUAAUCCUUAUGUCAAGGUGAACGUCUACUACGGCAGAAAGCGCAUUGCCAAGAAGAAAACCCAUGUGAAGAAGUGCACUUUGAACCCCAUCUUCAACGAAUCUUUCAUCUACGACAUCCCCGCUGACCUCCUGCCUGAUAUCAGCAUCGAGUUCCUCGUUAUCGACUUCGAUCGCACCACCAAGAACGAGGUGGUGGGGAGGCUGAUCCUGGGGGCACACAGUGUCACAGCCAGUGGUGCUGAACACUGGAGAGAGGUCUGCGAGAGCCCCCGCAAGCCUGUGGCCAAGUGGCACAGUCUAAGCGAAUACUAAUCCUGUUCUUCUCUCCUCUAACCCCCGGGGCCAGGCUGGGGAGGGAUGUGGCAGGGAAAGAGAUGACAGAGAAGUGGACUCAAAACCUUGUUUUAGUUGUAGAAGAAAAUCUCUCACAAAACAAACUCAACAAAGAACACCCUACGUGACCACAGCUGCAGAUCAGUUCUUAGCAAUGAUGUUUGAUGUUUUUUUCUCCUUUGCAAGGCGCUAGAAUCUUUUUUUUUUAGACGGAGUUUCGCUCUUGUUGCCCAGGCUGGAGUGCAAUGGUGAGAUCUCGACUCACUGCAACCUCCGCCCUCCGGGUUCAAGUGAUUCUCCUCCUUCAGCCUCCCAAGUAGCUGGGAUUACUACAGAUGCCCACCACCAUGCCUGGCUCAUUUUUUAUAUUUUCAGUAGAGAUGGGUUUCACCAUGUUGGCC